Parastagonospora nodorum SN15 is the source of this 1869-nucleotide messenger RNA. RefSeq lists its product as hypothetical. The coding region runs from base 1 to 1869 and encodes 622 amino acids. Lineage: Eukaryota; Fungi; Ascomycota; Dothideomycetes; Pleosporales; Phaeosphaeriaceae. The transcript has a single exon. The record is from RefSeq and is a predicted model, not a curated record.
AUGCUAGGGGGCGCUGCAGCGCUGGGGAUAGGCUAUGGCGGGGGUGGCAGUGGUAAACUGAGUCGAGAAAGAAAACAUCGAAUGAGAGAAUUGGCCACAAACAAGCUUUCCCAAGCAUAUCAUUUGGACGAGAUAGCCGCAAGCGUUGCGACAAUGCAGAGCGCCAGUACACUGGAAGACGUUGCGCAUCUUGUGUUGCAGAGGAAUCCCAACGAUGUCGACGCGAAGUACGUCCACUUCUUCCAUGAGAAGAUUCCAAGUCGGAUGAUGGCGCAGUGCACGCCGCUAGCCACUUUGAACGAGAUCAUAGCGGAAAGACCGAGCGAUGGGAGCCCGUUACGGACGCGCGCACUGACGCGCAUCUUCAAAGAAGACUAUGUGAAUUCGGCGAAAGACUUGAGCGAAGCAUUGAGCACGGCGCGAUAUAUGAUGCAGCAACAUAGAGCAGGAAAAGAUCAGUUGGUGCUGGCAAAGACGUAUCAGGAGCAGUAUGGAAGAGAUUGGAGACAAGAGGUCAAAAUUCCAGAAGAAGAUCAGCCAAGCUCGCUGGAGACGCAACUAUUGUUCCACCGUGCCGGUGUUUAUUUUACCAUAGCAUGUGGUUAUGUUCACCCUGCGCUGGACGGGUUACGAGAAGCAGAAGAAGCAAAAUCCAAAAGAGACAUUCAAGUUGCCGCGGGCGAAGAGCCACUCCCAUUGUCUGAAGACGAAGAUGAGGGAAUAAGAAGACGUGCCGAGGCCCGCAAGCAAGUCCGCCAAAAUGCCAAACGAGCGCUUCGCGACUAUAAUGCCUUCCUCUCCCAUUUCGAUUAUACCCCAGGCAUCUCCGCCGAGCUGGCAGAGGAAUUUCUGCGAAGACUCGGACAUCCCACAAAUGGCAACGUCCCCAAGGAAGUCUACAAGCCCCCACUUAACCGCCUCAUCGAAGCCCAAAAUUCAACCUCGCCAUCAUCACCUAUAUCCGAAGCUCUAGUCACACACUCUCGCCGAAACAACGAUCGCGCAUCGUGGCCAAAGCUCCCUCCCCCUGAGAUCUUCAAAGUCUCCCAACUUUUCGACGCUGUACCGCCAUCAACAUUACCUCCUUACCCACCGCCAACUCCAACAACUCCCGCCUCGGCCGCCGCAUCCGCCUUUGCCGACUCCCACGAAUCGAUCACCUACCACCCACUCCUCACCGACGCCCUGCACUCUCUCCUACUAUGCCACGCGCUCCUCCAAACGCCCAGCAAAGAACAUCUCCGCCAUGCCCACAACGCCGCCCGCCUCGCCCGCAUCUGCGACGGCUACCCGAUCUUCCUCGCCGCCCGCUCGCCCGCACGCGCAGACUGGAUCGAAGUCCUCCGCCGCGCUGGGAACUGGAUCAACCUCAGCACGUCCUGGGAAUCACUCUGCCGUCCCGCCCCACUCCCCGGCAACAACGAGACCGCCAAGAAAGAAGAGUCCGAGAAGCAGAAAACCGAGCGCAGAAAACACGAAGCUGUCCUCGAAGCGCUGGCGGAUGAACGUGUCGUUGACGAAGAAAGCUUUCAGCGAGCUGUUCGCGCCCGCGAGAGGAGGUUCGCGGAAGACGAGGCGGCGGAGAAAGAACCGGGGAGUCCCGGGACGAAUGGCGCGCCACCGAAACGCUGGGCCCAGGAUGAUGGGAGAGAGUAUCCGAUUAGUACGGAGCGCGCGGAGGCGAUUUCGCGCUGGGUGCGUGACGCGCCCAGUGUGGUUGAGGGCAGCGGUACGAAGAAGAGGCGCACGAAGGGUAAGGGAAAGAGAGCCCCGGGGCUGGGGAAGAGAGGGAGUACCGGAGUGAGUUUGGCGGAUAGUGUCGAGGGGUUGAGGGUUGAAGAGGAGGAGGGGGAGGAGGUAGAUGAGUAA